Molecule: messenger RNA, 768 nt
Organism: Acanthosepion pharaonis
Lineage: Eukaryota; Metazoa; Mollusca; Cephalopoda; Sepiida; Sepiidae
Source: the annotation of a GenBank genome assembly
AUGACAUUCGGGAUUAUAGUCACUGAAAUUCAUUCUUAUUCUAUGGCAGCCUCUCUCUCUCUCUCUCUCUCUCUCUCUCUCUCUCUCUCUCUCUCUCUCUCUCUCAACUUCUUUUUCAUUCCUUUUUCGUUUUAUCUUUACUCCUUCUUUUUCUAUGCCACUUUCUUUUUUUUUCUCUUUACGCCUCCCUAUUGUUACCUUAUCUUCCUGCUACAUUUUUCCCUCUUUCUUUUUCCUCUUUACACCGCCCUCUUUCUUCUUUCUCUAUCCGCUUCUUUUUUCUUUAUCCCUCCCUAUUGUUUCUUUAUCUUCCUGCUUCUUUUUCUCCUCCCUCUAUCUUUUUUCCUCUUUACUCUUCUCUCUUGCUUCUUUAUCUUCCCGCUUCUUUUUGUCCUUUUUUUCUUUCAUUUUACCCCUCCCUAUUGUUUCUUUAUCUUCCUGUUCUUUUUGUCCCCCAUUCUUUUUCCUCUUUACCCCUCCCUAUCCUUCUUUCUCUUUCCGCUUCUUUUUAUCCCACAUUCCUUUUUCUCUUUACCCCUCACUAUUGUUUCUUUAUCUUACUGCUUCUUUUUUCCUUCUUUCUUUUUUUCUCUUUACCCCUCCCACUUCCUUCUUUUUCUUCCCGCUUCUUUUUUUAUCACUCUUUCUUUAUUUUCCCUUUAUCCCACGUUAUCUCAUUUCCCGCUUUUUUAUCUUUUUACCCGUUUUACAAUUUUUUUUCUUUACCUCUCCCUAUUGCUUCUUUACCUCUCCCUAUUGCUUCUUUAA